This is a messenger RNA of Danio rerio (zebrafish), 2360 nucleotides long. NCBI's taxonomy places the organism in Eukaryota, Metazoa, Chordata, Actinopteri, Cypriniformes, Danionidae. The record is from RefSeq and is a predicted model, not a curated record.
AUAGCACAAACACAGACAAGACUCAUCAUCAUGUCAGAUGAAGUCAAUGCCUUGCUGGACCCUCUCCUCAAUCUCGACACACAUCCUGGUCAGACAGCAGUACCUGAAGAACAAACUGAAUCCUUUCAGGAAGACAAUGUGUUGAUGGAGAAACAGAGAAACUCAGAACUAAAACAGAAUGCCUUAGAAAUCAUUCAGUUAAUCAUGCAAGAAAUGCAAGAAACUCCCCCAGAAAAAUUCAAACAGAGUAGUUUAGUCCAGGACAUUGUUUAUUCAAAGCUUAAUGAGCUGAAGAAAAGAGAGACACUGAGAGAAGUAAAGGAGAACAAUGAAGAAAAGCCAGCAGAAAAAGAAACAAUAAAUUUAGCAAAUGAAACAGAACGAUCAGAAGAUACUGAAGUGUCUAAUGUUGACAUGAAACACAAGAAAAAAUGUCUUGAGGAGCAAAAUAAGCAAACCAAAAAAACAGAACAUCAGGAUGUAAACAUAGAGGAAGAAAGAAAACAAGAUAUUCCUGUUCAGAUAAAAACUGAGGAAGAAAUUAGACUGAUUAAACCAGAGAUGGAAAAAGGAACAGAGUUUUGCAAAACAAACCCUGAAGUUGUUGAAACAGGCUUAUUACAAAACCAGCAUGUUGCUAUUAAGGAAAAAGAGGUUUUCGCACAAGAACCAACUAAAUAUUACUCCAGUGAUCCAAUAAACGAAAUGAAACUCAUAGAAUUUAAUGUUGACAUGAUACACAAGGAAAAAUACCUUGAGAAACUAAGCAAGCAAUCCGAAGCUGGAGAUUCAUGUGAUGUGAACACAAAACAUAAACACAAGGAUGCUAAAAAGGACGAAGAAAGAGAAAUUAAUAUUCCAAUUCAAAAAACUAAUGAUGAUGAAAACAGAUUGUUUAGACAAAAUUGUGAAAAAACAACAGAGAUCCUCAAAACAAACCCUGAGGGUGAUGGAAAAGGUCAUUUACAACACCUGUAUGAUACUAUUUUAGAUAAAUAUGUUUCAACAGAACAACCGACUCAAUCUAACUUCAGUAAAUCGAUGAACAAACUGAAGCUUGAAGAGAAUAAUGAUGAAUUAAUGAAGAUACAGAAGCAGAAGCAGGAAUUGUCCAAUUCCAGUAAACCAGAUACACAUUCUCACAGUACUGCUAAAGAAAAUGUGAGUUUAAAAUCAGCAAACACUGUACAAGUUGAACAUAUAUAUGAAAUGCCUGAUGUUCAUCUCAAUAGUUCUGCUGAAUACAUUAAUGAAAUGGAAUGUGUGAUUGAGCAAAACAAGCAACUGGGCAACGUCACGCUUCAUGUUGCAGUAACAGGUUCAACUGGAGCAGGAAAAUCCAGCUUCAUCAAUGCAAUACGUGGUCUUACAUCCGAUGAUGAAAAUGCAGCUCCAACAGGUGUGACUGAGACGACGUUGGUGCCAACGAUGUACAGACAUCCUACAAUGCCAAAUAUUGAAUUGUGGGAUCUGCCAGGGACUGGAAGUCCUAAAUUUAAAGCCAAGAAAUACCUAAAAGAUGUGAAACUUGAGACCUUCGAUUUCUUUAUCAUCAUUUCCUCAGAAAGAUUCAAGGAAAAUGACAUAAUGCUGGCAAAUGCGAUUAAAGAGAGGAAGAAGCUGUUUUAUUUCCUCCGCUCAAAGAUCGACAAUGACAUUCAUGCUGAAUCUCAUAGGAAAGACUUUGAUGAGCAGAAAGUGCUCUCACACAUUCGUGAGAACUGUCACAGAAACCUGAAGGAUAUAGAUGACCCGCAUGCUUUCCUAAUAUGUUCCUUUGAACUGCACAAAUAUGAUUUUCAGACAUUUGUCGACACAUUGGAGAAGCAGCUGCCUGAUCACAAGAGAGAUGCUUUGAUUUUGUCCUUGCCAAUAUACUCCUCAAAGAUUUUGGAAGAGAAAAUUGAAAUAUUUAUGAAGCAAACCUGGUCGGCAGCUGUUGCUUCUGGCUCUGUGGCUGUGGUUCCAGUGCCUGGUCUUUCCAUGGCUUGUGAUGCUGCCAUUUUGCUGGGUUUCUUUACCAAGUGUUACUAUGCAUUUGGUCUGGACGAAAAAUCAAUAGAUAAGCUGUCUGUGAGGGUCAACAACCUAUCUCUGAAAGCUAUAAGAAGGUCACCUCUAGUGGUCGCUAUUGGGCAAAAGAAACUCACCAACAAGGAGCUGUCGGCACUAACUAGCAAAGAGGCAGCUGUUAAGUUUGCAUGGAGCAUGGUUCCUGUUGUAGGGAGUAUAAAAACAGCACAAAUGUCUUACUCUACAACACUGAACCUUCUGCGAACAGGAGUUCAGGAUCUUGCUGAAACAGCCAGUUGAAAGUGUUGAAAGCUGCAGGAGUGACUGGUGUCUAUUAAAACAAAACA